UUCCUCAUCUCAUUCCGCGCAUUCUUCGCAUCGCUCGGAGCUGCGACGCCGAGUCCUGAUACAUACCGGCUUCGCGUGGAAGCCUAGCUUCUUGUUGUUUUCUUAGUUUCCAGUUAACUUCACAAUAACACAAUUCUCGGUACUGGGGCAUAACAAAGACACAUUUUGGGGUGCCCCUAUCCCCCCGAUUGUACCUCUCAAGAUAAGUGCUGAGCCAAGGUAGGGGACUUAUCCCAUGGGACAGAUUUCAGCCAAAUCUGCUACAGCCACCCAAGUCCUGAUUGCUUGUUGACAGCCUUGCAGAUGGGUACUCGAACGUAUUGCAGAUUGUAUGAGUGGCUACCUGUUCUGAAAUCCAAACAUGCAUUUGGACAAGAUACAGCAACCCAGUGGAGAAAGUAGCUUGCUGGAUACUGCUUGAACAUAUGUUCAGGUACCGAAAAGAUUUCUUUUGUAAAAGGAUCCAAGCGUGUGCUUGGAGAACUCGGCCACCACCAUUGAGACGAGUAGCUGGAGCGGCAGCGAGAGUCCUGCCGAAGAUAUUGAAAGGAUGAGUGAUUGUGCAGAUAAGCCUAUUGACAAUGAUGCUGAGGGCGUUUGGAGCCCUGACAUUGAGCAAAGCUUUCAGGAAGCUCUGGCAAUCUACCCGCCAUGUGGGAGGAGAAAAAUCAUCUUAUCAGAUGAGGGGAAAAUGUAUGGCAGAAAUGAAUUAAUAGCCAGAUAUAUCAAGCUAAGAACAGGGAAGACGCGAACCAGGAAACAGGUGUCUAGUCACAUUCAGGUUCUUGCCAGAAGGAAAUCUCGUGAUUUUCAUUCCAAGCUGAAGGUAACAACUUUGGAUCAAACAGUAAAAGACAAAGCACUCCAGCAAAUGGCAGCAAUGUCUUCAGCCCAGAUAGUUUCAGCUACUGCAAUCCACAAUAAGCUUGGACUACCUGGAUCCCCACGCUCCACCUUUCCUGGGGCACCUGUGUUCUGGCCUGGAAUGAUACAGACAGGACAGCCUGGAUCUUCUCAAGAUGUUAAACCCUUUGUCCAGCAAGCCUAUCCAAUUCAACCAGUAGUCGCAUCACCCAUUUCAGGUUACGAGCCUGCUCCAGCACCUUCAAUGCCUGCAUGGCAGGGUCGAUCCAUUGGAACAACCAAGAUAAGAUUAGUUGAGUUCUCGGCUUUCAUUGAACAGCAGAAAGAUCCCGAUUCAUUCAACAAGCAUCUGUUUGUGCACAUCGGACAUGUCAGUCAUUCUCACAAUGAUCCAUUGCUUGAAUCAGUAGAUAUUCGACAGAUAUAUGACAAAUUUCCUGAAAAGAAAGGUGGACUAAAAGAAAUGUUUGCAAAGGGACCUCACAAUGCAUUUUUCCUUGUAAAAUUUUGGGCGGACUUGAACUGCAGUACUCCAGAUGAUACAGAAGCAUUUUAUGCAGUAACAAGCCACUUUGAAAGUUCUGAGAACAUGACAAUAACCUGUUCUACCAAAGUCUGCUCAUUUGGAAAACAAGUAGUAGAAAAAGUUGAGACGGAAUAUGCACGGUUUGAGAAUGGACGAUUUGUAUACAGAAUAAAUCGCUCUCCUAUGUGUGCGUACAUGAUUAACUUCAUUCACAAACUCAAGCAUCUACCAGAAAAAUAUAUGAUGAAUAGUGUGUUGGAAAAUUUUACUAUUUUAUUGGUGGUAACUAACAGGGACACACAGGAAACCCUCCUCUGCUUGGCGUGUGUAUUUGAAGUCUCAAACAGUGAACAUGGAGCACAGCAUCAUAUCUACCGACUCGUAAAAGACUGAGAGGCCGCGUAUUUAUCUAUUAGUAAAACGGUUAAACCUCAGUACAAGUGGCAGUGCCUCUACUUUAAGUCUCACCCAGAUUCUUCUCAACCACGUUCUGACAAAUGCCAUUUUAAUGUGUAACGUUAUGACCAGAGCUGUGAAAUUUUGGUACAUUUAUGAAAAUGUUUAAAAUAUUUUUAUUAUAUGCCCUUCUAAAGAGAGGAUGUACAUAAAUGGCAGUACACUGGAAGGAUUAUUUAGGAACCUGUGUUGGGUAUGUCCUAAGGUUGUACUAGAUUGGAAGAAUAUUUUUGAAAUGACAUUGGGGAACUGAGAUGAAGAACGUGUAAUUGUAUUAGUUCACUAUCUACUGUAAUAAUUUAUUAGCAGGCUUUUUUUCAAAAGUGACUGUAUGGAAUAUGACUUUUUUUAAAUAUGUUAUAAAUUAACUGGCAGCAGAAUGCCAUAUUUUUUCCAAAAUGCUACUUGUAACUUGCAAGUGUUUUUAGAACUAAGGCAGAAGUAAAUUGCAUUACUAAACAGCUUACCGGUUUCAUAAAACUGAAGUCUUAGUUCAAUAUUAAUGUAGUAAAUGCAGUAUAUGAUCCCAGAAAAGAUGGCUGCUAAAUGAAUUAUUUCCUUUUCUGAUAACAUCCUGUACUAUUUGUAUGCCUCUUCUUAAGAAGUACAAUGACAGCUUCCCAAAAGGUUAUCUACUAUGUCCCUGCUGUAACCUUUGUAGUCAGUGUCAAGAGUUAAGUGUUUAUAAAAAAAUUAACUCUGUGAGAUUAAGUGAAUUGUUUAAUAUAAAGAAUUUACAGUGAUGCUCUGAACAGUGAUAUUUUUCAUAAGUUCAACUAAAUGUACUGUAGCAUAGUACAUUUUAAGUAGAUGUUUUAAGUUCUGGAAACAUUUGGCAUACAUAAUGCAAACUGUUUGACUACUACACCAUAUGCUACUUCAGUUUAGCAUUCAGCUUGCCAUAUAAUGUAUUGAAACAAUGUUUGGUAGUUUUUUUGGGCAUAAUUGCUUAUUCAUAAGCACUUGGUCUGCUGUUAGAAAACAUGGAGACUAUCAGUUUCAGUAGAUUGCAUGAAUUAUAAGAGAGUGCUUUGCAGUCUCAGUUUUAUUAAAUGAAAAAUAUUACAUAUUGUAGUAGUAAAUAAUAAAUUUCAGAUUCAGAGUAAUUAUAUACUCUGCUUAACUUUGUUUAAAAAGUCAAAUAGUUGUAAAAAAAUUAAAUUGGUCACACUUUGAAUAAAAAAUGUCAAAGGGUUUCCUUUGCAGUGUAUACAAGUAGCCUUCUCCCCAGAGACAUCUUCAUUACUAGAAGCCUUAAAUCCAUAAAAAGUCAGUGUUGGGGAUACCAAUCCAGAAGGAUGCCACUAAACAUUGAGCUCUUUUGUAAGCUGGAACAGUCAUCAUAUUACUGUUAAUUUUAUAGUACUUUUUCAUUCAGAGCUGCCAAAGCACUAAAAUGUACAGUGCCUUAGUGUUACACUAGAGAAUAACAUUUUGUUGUGGAAUUGCAAGAUUUUAGGUCUUACUUUGAUUUCCCCAUUCAUACUUUGAAAUGAAAAUGUCAGUACUUCUAAAUAUGAAUUAUAGUAUAUGUAGUACAAGGUUUCCUAUCAGAACUAACUGUAAAUAUUAGAGAGUAAAAUACAAAGUUACAGCUUUUCUAUAGAAUAUAUACACUCUGUACUUUUUAAAGCUGCCUUUAAAUUUCAUGACCAAAAAAUGAUGAUCUUUAUGAACUUUCUGCACUCUAGCAUGAAGGUGCCUUUGAUUUGAAAGUUCCAGCUUAGAAAAGUGCCAACUGUGAUUUUGUUGAAGAAAGUAAAGAAACCAAAAACUUAAAAUAAAUCACCAUAAUGCCUUUGGUUAAAUGAGCAGAAUCACUCUUUCAAAUGAAAUGGCAUUUUAAGGCACAGGACUGUAAAAUAUGAAUUUUAAAGAGGAAAUAUUUAUUAUGGCAACAUUAAUCUUCUAAUGUGUGAACCUUUGAAGUUUCACAAGCACUGUGGUAUUUUAAAUUUCUAACUUCUAUUAAAUUGCUUGAUGAAUGUUUAUGAUAAUUUAACCGUUUCUGCUGUUCUCUGGGAAUUGAAAUAUUCCUCCGAGGUUAUUUAUAACUAUUUUUCUUUACAGUGAUGAGUUGUAUGUCAUUCUCCUUAGUUAAACCUUUCACAUCCAUGGGCAUGUCAGCUGCCCAGACUGUGUCAGCACCUUAAAUGGUCUUUCUCAAGCUAUAACGGAUACAUCAGUGAUGGAUCCUUGUUAUAGGAAUUUGGUAGUGCAUGCUGUUUUAUUUAUUUGGUAAAUCUCAUUUUAAUGUACAAUUUGCCAUUCAUUGUUUUUUUUUCCAGUGUAAAAGUUGCAUUUAUUCUUUUAUUUCUAGUGGUGCCAUAACUAUUUUUUUCUGGCACAUAUCUGAAAGUUUUUGUAUAUUACAUUUGUCAUAAUAAUGGUUGGUUGGUUGAUUGUAUCAUUUUAAUCUUUACAACAUUAAGGUUUAAGUUAUGUACCCCCUAAAUGUUUCUGGAACCCAGUUCAGCGCACAAAUGGUAUAUUAGCCAUUUGUAAAUCAACAAUGCAGCUCUUGCUUUGAUUCACAAAAAUAUUCUGAUCAUUUCAGAAGCAGAUUUUAAACCUUUUUUGUAAGUUUCAUUGAAAUUCCAGAAUUUGUAACUAAUUUGAAAACUAAAUGUUCAUAUGGAUUAUCAGUAUAAUUUGCCUAAAAAACACUAUUUUCUAAAAGAAAGUUCUUGUUAUAACUGACUUUGGAGGACUUCAGUUUGUUAUUGCACGUAUUUUAGUGAGUAUGUCGAUAAUAUAAAAUGGAGAAGUGUGUUUUACUUCAUUGACUACAAAAUAAAUGCACUUGGUAAUUUUUCACACUACAUGACAUUGCCGCCUUACAGAAUAUAUGUUGGAGGCAUAUUAUGGAUGACAUGACCGGUUUAAUAACGUGCCUGAAGAAGGGAAGAGAAUUUUAUAUUAUUAAAACCUAAACAGCCUUUAACGCUUCUAUAUCAGUAUGUGUUGUGUUAACAGUUUUGCCACGUGCAUUUGUUCACACUACAGAUGACUUCAAGAAAUGUUCAUGUUUUGUUAGUUAUUUGUGGAAUUUGUAUUAAAAUGGUUUGUGACUUAAACAUAUUCAUAUUGUAUAUGGUCAGUGGUUACCUUAAUACUGUGCUGCUAUUGAUAAUGUUGAUGUGAAACUUCCCUUUGAUGCAUCACAUAAUACCUCUCUUUAAGAUAGGGAAAAGUCUUUUUCACUUUAAAUUUUGGAAUGUCAUGUGAGUUUUUUUUGUUUUGUUUUUGUAUCAUAAUUACGUGUGUAAAAUGUAUCAAAAGGAAUUUCUAUCAAUCCUCUUGGCAGUACAGUGGUUUUAUAUUUGUCAUUGUCUUUGUGUAGGUACUCGUACCUUUCAUUUGUAACUGUUUUAAAUGUUGGCUUUAAAGUGAACUUAUCUUUUAGUACAGAUAGAAAUAUGAGGAUUAUAGCAUUUGUGUGCAAAGAAAUUUUUUAAAGGUGCUUUGUAUAAAAAGGAUAAAUCCUAGCAUUUGCGGUACGUGUGUGUGGUAACUUUAAUAUCCAUGACAGUUAAGUGCAAUUAUUUCAUCACUUCAAAAAAAUGCUACUUUUUGUGUCCAUUGCUGCAGGUGUUUUCAUGUCUUUGCUAAGUGACACCUUUUGAUGCCUUCUUGAUAACGUGGUAGAUAUUUUGUAGCUUUCUAGAAACUUUGUAUUCAUGACAAUAAACUAAAUUAAAGUACUUGUUAUAACUUUA
This is a messenger RNA of Protopterus annectens (West African lungfish), 5565 nucleotides long. RefSeq names its product TEA domain transcription factor 1 (gene TEAD1). Gene Ontology annotation, cellular component: transcription regulator complex. The coding region runs from base 551 to 1783 and encodes 410 amino acids. The transcript has 14 exons. Gene Ontology annotation, biological process: regulation of transcription by RNA polymerase II; embryonic organ development; hippo signaling. Lineage: Eukaryota; Metazoa; Chordata; Ceratodontiformes; Protopteridae. Gene Ontology annotation, molecular function: RNA polymerase II cis-regulatory region sequence-specific DNA binding; DNA-binding transcription factor activity, RNA polymerase II-specific. The record is from RefSeq and is a predicted model, not a curated record.